This is a messenger RNA of Acaulospora colombiana, 780 nucleotides long. Lineage: Eukaryota; Fungi; Glomeromycota; Glomeromycetes; Diversisporales; Acaulosporaceae. The record is from the annotation of a GenBank genome assembly.
AUGCCAGAUCCCAUCCAGCAUCGAUAUCAAGGCUCUCGUACAGCUGCACCUUCCUCCAGUCGACAGAGGGACAACCAAAUUCAACAUCGAGCCCAGUCCCUCAGCUAUAGGCAGUUACUCCAACAGAGAUUGCAGAAAUACGGUUGGAGUGCCACUUUUAAUGUCGAAUGCACUGGUCCGCAACACGCUCAGCAGUGGAGUGGCUCGUUUUGGAUCGGAGGAAUCAAAAUCGGCCAAUCUUCGUGGCAUAGCAGCAAAGAUGCAGCCAAGGAAGAAGCUGCUCAACACGCAAUGUCUUGGUUUAAUACCCAGUUGGGGGUAUUAGGCCACCACGAGCGACUCCAAUAUCGCCUGACAGAGUAUGGCUGGACCUCAACGUUGAGUGUGGAAUGGACGGGAUCGCCCACAGCCCGACAGUGGAACGCAACCUUUUGGAUUGGUCGGAUCAAGAUCGGGCAAGCUUCUUCACAGGAUAGUGAGAGCGCAGCCAAGGAAGAGGCCGCUCUGCGUGCUAUUGAGUGGUGCCAGGAAUAUGGAUACUGCGGGAAACAACCAUCCAGCUAUCAAGAACUACUCCAGCACCGUGUGCAAAAGUACGAGUUGACGGCGACGUUUGUUCGUAGUUACGGUGAACCCAUGAAUGGCAUUCGUUGUCGUAUUUCGUAUUGGAUUGGGAGAUACAAAACUGGUGUAUCGGAUUGGCGGGAUAGUGAAGAUACUGCCAGAGAAGAAGCUGCUCAACGCUCCCUCGUCUGGCUCGCGCGAAAUGGUUAUCCUUGA